Molecule: messenger RNA, 369 nt
Organism: Miscanthus lutarioriparius
Lineage: Eukaryota; Viridiplantae; Streptophyta; Magnoliopsida; Poales; Poaceae
Source: the annotation of a GenBank genome assembly
AUGGCAGGCAGCGAGGUCGAAGAAGUCCUCGACGCACACGGCGGGGUUGCCGGAGAGCUCCUGCAGCCGGAGCUCGAGCGGACCAUCACGGGCGCGGCGAGCGUGCCACUAUCGAUGCCCCCCAUGGAUGGAGACCAUACGGAAGCGGCCCACACAGAUCACGCACACUCCAGCGACGAUGCGCCAAACGAGGAGGUUGGACUCGAGGAUUUAGAAGAUCUUGGCACUUGGGUACCUGUUGAAAGAACAGCCAGCUUGCUAGCUAAUGGGAGAUCUCCGUGGCCAGGAUGUGGGCUUGUUGCUCUGCAGUCUCCGUGGUUCUCGUUGGCUAGCGGCGGCCAGGGCUCCAGCAGCCAGGGUGUUCGAUGA